Messenger RNA from Photinus pyralis (common eastern firefly), 1545 nucleotides. RefSeq lists its product as uncharacterized. Gene Ontology annotation, molecular function: structural constituent of chitin-based larval cuticle. Lineage: Eukaryota; Metazoa; Arthropoda; Insecta; Coleoptera; Lampyridae. Gene Ontology annotation, cellular component: chitin-based extracellular matrix. The transcript is spliced from 3 exons. The record is from RefSeq and is a predicted model, not a curated record. Bases 311 to 1336 code for a protein of 341 amino acids.
ACAGACCGUUUAACUGUCGACAAGAUUUACAAAGACGUCCAUUUCCGACUUAAAGAAUGCAAAAACAAUAUCUAUAUAAUUGCCAAGGUUUCCACCUGUACGGACUAGACCCAAAGGAGAGUGCCAUGGUAUUUUCGAUUAACAUAACUGUAAAAAAACUGUAUACCAAUAAACCGUAGGUGCUGGCGGAAUAUUCUAGUGGUGUAUUGCGUACUUGCUGUAUAAAGCAAGGCGAGGCCCGCUAUAUAAUAAUUUCAUGAAGGUGCAAUAAACGUAGUUAAUGUGAGUUCUUGAAAUAGAAGCGCAUAAAAUGGAAUUAUUGCGACUGUUUAUUGCCUUAUUAUCAAUCUGGGGCGUGUCGAGCUCCGGUGUCACCAUAGGGAUAACACCAUACUCUCUCCCAAUUUACUCGCAGUACCACGCGCAGGAUAUUUUGGGACAGUACGCGUAUGGAUAUGCGACACCCACGAGUACUAAAAGUGAGACGAAGAGUGCUAACGGGGUCACCGUUGGCGGAUACUCGUAUUUAGACUCGUUUGGGAUAUUGCAAACUGUACGCUAUUUCGCCGAUCCCAUUCACGGAUUUCGGGUGGCGGCAACGAAUCUACCACAAGAUCUUCCCGAUGUGGCGCUAGCCAAAGCUCAACAUUUGGCAGAGUUCCAAGCCACGCAAUCGGAGCGUGCUGCCAUUGCUGCGCAUUACACUAACCCCAUCGUUGUGCCCGUUUCGCAAGUAAAGAAAAUUGAAUUGUUGCCAACGCCAGUUCAAGACUUACCCGAGGUGGUAAAAGCAAGGGCUGAACAUCUAGCCAAGUUUCAAGCGACACAAGCCGAACAUGCUGCACUUGCGGCCCACAGUGCAACGCCCGUUCCGGUUCAAGACCUCCCUGAGGUAGCUCGAGCAAAAGCGGAACACCUUGCGACUUUCGAGGCGAUAAAAGCCCGUGAUGCUUCUCAAGUUGUUGUGAGUCCACUCCCCGCUCACAUUUCCGCUCCUGUAGUUGCACCGGCAGCGAUUCCCUAUUACUCGUACGUGCCUGCCAUACCAUUACUCCCAUCAUCCCAGUACCACGCCCAAGACGGAAUCGGCCAAUACUCAUACGGUUACGUUGGCCCAUUAAGCUCGAAAAGCGAAGCAAAAACAGCGGACGGCAUAACGCGUGGUGGAUAUUCUUACUUGGACGCUAGGGGAGAAAUCCAAACCGUAAGUUAUAUUUCCGAUCCCGUUAACGGUUUUCGUGUUGCGGCCACCAAUCUACCCGUUGCUCCUGAAGUAUUACUUAAAGGGCCCAGCGCGAGUGCUAAAAUUGUAGCUCCAGUUGCGCCAACGAUUUAAGUAGUUUAGAGAAGUGGUCCUAUGAUAUAAAAAUUCUUGCAUUGAUAAAUAUAGGUAACUAAUUAAAUAAAUACCAACGACAUACCAAAAUACUGGCAUGAAGCCACAUGGUAGCUAUUUACUUUAGGCUAAAAAUGUACCUGUACGCAUAAAUAUGAAGUAAGAAGAAUAGAUGUUAUUAAAAUUUCAAUCACUUUGUAUAACCAUCA